AUGUCGCCGCCAGCCUUCGCCACAUGGCACACUGCACAAAAUGCUGGCGCCGUAGCCGCUGCGGCUGUGGCGGCUGGCAGAAACCAGACGCAAGUCUAUGUAACGGAAUCUUGCCUGCAGAAGCCGUACCGGUGUCCGCAUCCGAAGAUACAGUUCUAUCUGUACACACGUCGCACCCAGGAGCAGCCAGAAUUCAUCGAUGUGCUGGACAGCAAUGCGCUCUACUACACGCACUUCAAUCCCCGCCACCCCACGAAGGUGAUUAUCCACGGCUUUGGGGGCGGACGCGCACUCAGUCCCAGUCCGGAUAUUCGGGAGGCGUACUUCAGCGUGGGCGAGUACAACAUCAUCAUUGUGGACUACAGCGAUGCCGUGAAGGAGCCCUGCCUGAGCCAGAUGGAAUGGGCGCCGCGCUUUGGCAGCCUCUGCAUCUCCCAGCUGGUCAAAUAUCUGGCACGCCAUCCACGCGGGGUGCAGCCAGAUGACUUGCACUUCAUUGGCUAUAGUGUGGGGGCGCAUAUAGCCGGCUUGGUGGCCAACUACCUGAAGCCUGAGGAGGGCAAGUUGGGACGCAUUACAGCGCUCGAUCCGACCAUAUUUUUCUAUGCAGGUACGAAUAAUUCGCGCGACUUGGACAGCAGCGACGCGCACUUCGUCGAUGUGCUCCACACGGGCGCCGGCAUACUGGGCCAGUGGCACUCCAGCGGCCAUGCGGACUUCUAUGUGAAUGGAGGAACGCGUCAACCGGCCUGUGUGGGCUCGGCGACGCUUUUUCAAACCUUGGCCUGCGAUCACACAAAGGUCACGCCAUACUUCAUUGAAUCCAUUACCACAACACGGGGCUUCUAUGCGGGUCCUUGCGCCAAUUUGUUCACCUAUCUGAUUGGCUGGUGCGAGCCCAAGGACUCGGAAUAUGUGCUGAUGGGCGAGCAUGUGUCGCACAAAGCACGUGGAAACUACUAUGUGACGACCAAUGCAAAGGCGCCGUUCGCCCGCGGCUUUCCCGGCAAGGGUCGCUCCAAUGGCGAGUACCAGGGCGUACGUAGAUGA
Molecule: messenger RNA, 1050 nt
Organism: Scaptodrosophila lebanonensis
Lineage: Eukaryota; Metazoa; Arthropoda; Insecta; Diptera; Drosophilidae
Product: phospholipase A1 member A
Exons: 4
Coding region: 1-1050 (349 amino acids)
Biological process (GO): lipid metabolic process
Molecular function (GO): lipase activity
Source: RefSeq, a predicted model, not a curated record